Messenger RNA from Porites evermanni, 1116 nucleotides. The record is from the annotation of a GenBank genome assembly. NCBI's taxonomy places the organism in Eukaryota, Metazoa, Cnidaria, Anthozoa, Scleractinia, Poritidae.
AUGGCCAGUGUAAAUUCUCGAUCAGAACUGUUCCCAAACAGAGCAUUUACGCCUCCUGAUAGCGUUUUUGCGAUGGACGAUGAUCACGAUCCAGAAUUUCAAGCGAGAAUGCCACUUCGGCAUCACUCAUCUUACGAAAAUAUGAACGGAAAAGUCAUCACUGACGACACCCACCAUUAUGAAGACCCUGUCAGACUGAAAGCGCAGAUCAGUACGAUUCGAGGAAGACCCAUCCCCGAACCGAGCAAAUCGAGCAACAAAAGACCAAGAAAGAAGAUCAACGAAACCUAUGAACCUGUUGGGACAAAAGGGCGCAAAAGAACCUUCACAGACGAGUCUUACUCCUCCGAUGGAUACCACAGAGAUCGUUGUUCUACCCUCUUUAAAAUCCUAGCUUUUGUUGGGUUUUUCGUCGGUUUGGCAGCUUUGGCAUUGGUGGUUAUGAUAACCUUAGGAAUGCUAUCUCUUCCUUCGUGCCACGAUUGCAAGAAGGAAAUUGUGCCUGCUUCUUCCUCGAAUUCCGAAGCUUCUGGAUCAACGCAAGAAUUGUGGCAAAUUAUCAAAGAAUUGAGAGAAAACGUGAGCAGAUUGAGUGUGGCAGUUAGAGGGAAAGACGACAUGAUCUCGCAACUUCAGAGACGCGAUUUGGAACACACGAACAAGAUCGCAGAGCUGGAAAGAAUAGCAACUCAGCGAGUAUUCGUCUCUAACAACACGGAUUUUAACGUCAGCGGGCUCAUUGGACCACGAGGUCCACCAGGGAUUCCUGGGCCACCAGGUCCAAAAGGCGACGAUGGUUCAGAUGGAAAACCAGGCAAGACCGGCUCAGGAAAUAUGACAUUGUGUCGCUAUGUGAAGAAAACGAGUGUCUCGUUUACAGCAGACAGUUAUGGCAAUGGACAAAACGUGAUCGUUACUGAGCCAAAAGGAUACAGAAUGAUGGGGGUUACUUGUUCGACGAUUGGAACUUCGGAAUAUAAUUUAAUAACUGAGCAGAAUGAUCAGAAAGUAAGACAUUACGCCUGCGAGUGCAGAGGGGUUUCAACUGUGUUUGCUGCAGGCGAGGGUCGCGCUCAGUGUAUCAUGCAUUACUGGAUCUGCCCAUUAAUUUCAUAG